CAUAGACUAGUCUGGAUGCUUGUGGCUGAUCCUUGCUCCAGAGACAUCAGUGCUGAUCCACAGAGAGUUCCCCUGGAGGCUGCACGACUGCUCUGGCUUUCCACACAGGCUGAGGCUGCUCUGGAUGCUCAAUACCAAUGUUAGCUGUGGGGCAGAUGGAUACCAACAGACAGAGUGCAUUCGUGCUGAGCAGCACCCCCCUGGCUGCCCUGCACAACAUGGCUGAGAUGAAGACAACCUUGUUCCCUUACACCUUGCAGAACCCCUCGAAUUUCAAAGCCCCCAACUUGUCCUCCCUAAACGCACAGUUCCCCUUGGGGACGCCUCAUGGGAUUAGUGACAUUCUGGGCAGGCCCCUGGGCACCGCACUGGGGGCAUCCAGCAACCUGCUCUCCAACUUGCCUCGCAUUAAUGGACUUGCCACCUCCACUGGGAUGUAUUUUAACCCAGCAGCUAUGUCUAGAUACCCCAAACCACUGGCUGAACUGCCGGGGAGACCCCCUAUCUUCUGGCCAGGAGUUAUGCAGAGUUCUCCAUGGAGGGACCCCAGGCUGGCCUGUCCUGCACAAGCCGGCAUGAUGCUGGACAAGGACGGCAAGAAGAAGCACUCCAGACCCACCUUCUCAGGGCAGCAGAUUUUUGCACUAGAGAAAACGUUUGAACAAACCAAAUACCUGGCAGGGCCGGAGAGGGCAAGACUGGCAUACUCCUUGGGCAUGACCGAGUCUCAGGUCAAGGUUUGGUUCCAGAAUCGCAGGACAAAGUGGAGGAAAAGACACGCAGCAGAGAUGGCCUCAGCCAAGAAGAAGCAUGACUCUGAGACAGAGAAGAUGAAGGAGAGCUCAGACAAUGAGGACGAUGAUGAGUACAACAAACCUCUGGACCCCAAUUCAGACGAUGAGAAAAUCUCCAGGUUAUUGAAAAAGCACAAAAACACAAACUUAAAUUUGCUGAGUCCAUGCAGCAAUAACUCGGACACCUUGUGAUGCUCUCCCCCCAGAGACUGCACCUCUUCCUUCCUUCCUAUCCCCCAGGGUUUGCACC
Messenger RNA from Bufo gargarizans (Asiatic toad), 1044 nucleotides. RefSeq names its product NK6 homeobox 2 (gene NKX6-2). The record is from RefSeq and is a predicted model, not a curated record. Gene Ontology annotation, molecular function: DNA-binding transcription factor activity, RNA polymerase II-specific; RNA polymerase II cis-regulatory region sequence-specific DNA binding. The coding region runs from base 138 to 986 and encodes 282 amino acids. Gene Ontology annotation, cellular component: nucleus. Lineage: Eukaryota; Metazoa; Chordata; Amphibia; Anura; Bufonidae. The transcript has 3 exons. Gene Ontology annotation, biological process: regulation of transcription by RNA polymerase II; cell differentiation.